AUACAUAAAAGGAACAAUAGGAAGAAAGCAAGGUAUUUUGAAAAGCUAUUUCAAGGUUACGUAAUAAAGAAAAGAGAUCUAAAGUCUGCGCCUCCUCGAUCAACCCCUUCGAACAUGAACCUAGUCUGGAAAGAUGAUCCAAUAGACAUCAGAAAAGUGGUUGAAGAAGUUGAGAAAAAUGGAAGAACAAACCUCUACUCUGCUCAGAGAUUCUGUAUCAUCUGCAGAGUCCUCUCAUAGGAACUCCACAAAAAGAACAGGAACUGUAUGGACAGCAAUUGCCCACAUAAUAACAGGAGUUAUAGGGUCUGGGGUGCUGUCACUGGCAUGGAGUGUAGCUCAGCUGGGGUGGAUUUCAGGCCCAAUAUGCAUGGUGGUGUUCUGUGUAAUGACUAUAAUUUCUUCAAACUUGCUUUGUGAUUGUUACAGAUAUCCUCAUCCUGAAAUUGGGCCCAUCAGAAAUAGAUCUUUUGCUGAAGCUGUUAGGUGUUACUUAGGCAAGAAGAACUCGUGGAUCGCAGAAAUCUUCGUUCAAGAAGGCUAUUACGGCUGCGGGGUUGCUUAUACCAUAACAUCAGCUAUCAGCAUGAGGGCAAUUCUUAAAUCAAAUUGCUACCACAAGGAAGGACACGAUGCUCCAUGUGAAUAUGGCGAUAGUUUCUUUAUCCUUCUAUUUGGAGUUGUUCAAAUACUAUUUUCUCAGAUACCUGACUUUCAUAACAUGGAGUGGCUCUCAAUAAUUGCUACAAUCAUGUCCUUUUCAUAUACCUUCAUUGGACUCGCACUCAGUCUCGCAAAAGUUGUAGGAGACGGAGAAAUCAAGGGAGAUAUUAGUGGAGUAUCUACAGCUGCAUCAGUUCAAAAAAUAUGGCUCUCCUCACAAGCACUUGGGGAUAUUGCUUUUUCUUUCUCGUACAAUACGAUUCUUCUGGACAUACAGGAUACUCUAAAGACACCGCCCCCAGAAAACAAGACAAUGAAGAAGGCGUCAACUACAGCUAUAAUUAUUUCCAGCUUCUUCUCUCUCUGCUGUGGGUGUUUUGGAUAUGCUGCUUUUGGCAAUCAAGCGCCUGGAAAUCUGUUAACGGGCUUUGGAUUUUAUGAACCCUACUGGCUUAUCGACUUUGCCAAUGCGUGUAUAGUUCUUCAUCUUGUGGGAGGAUAUCAGAUCUACAGUCAGCCAUUGUUUGCAGUAACUGAGAGAUGGAUUUCAAAGAAGCAUCCGAAUAGUAAAUUUGUGAAUAAAGAACACAGAAUUAAGCUCCCAUUACUGCACGAUUUCAAGUUGAAUCUUCUUCGGCUUUGCUUCAGAACUGCAUACGUUGCAUCUACAACGGGAGUGGCUAUUCUUUUUCCUUAUUUCAACCAAGUUUUAGGAGUCAUCGGCGCUCUGAAUUUUUGGCCUUUGGCAAUAUAUUUUCCUGUGGAAAUGUACCUUGCGCAGAAUAAUAUACGAGCUUGGACAAGAACAUGGACAGUUCUUCAAGCUUUCAAAAUACUUGGCCUUCUUUGCAACAUUAUAGCUUUAGUCGGGUCGAUAGAGGGACUCAUAAGCAACAGGUUGAGCUAGGGAAUUGUUGAUUUAAAGCUAAAUGCUUCUGUUGAUUGAUUCUUGUGAAUAUGUUCCAAAGGCUUUUGUUGGUUGCACCAAAACUUACAAAUGACAUAUGCUUACCAGUAAUGAGCCCAGAUUCAACAAAAAUGGUGCAGUUCUAUAAUAUUAUUGGGGAGAUUGGACUGUGAUGAAAAAGGUGUAUCACCGUAAUAGUGUUAUUUAUAUAUACACUGAAACAAGUAAUACAUGUGGAAUUCUGUGCAA
Molecule: messenger RNA, 1819 nt
Organism: Olea europaea var. sylvestris
Lineage: Eukaryota; Viridiplantae; Streptophyta; Magnoliopsida; Lamiales; Oleaceae
Product: probable amino acid permease 7
Exons: 8
Coding region: 179-1570 (463 amino acids)
Cellular component (GO): plasma membrane
Source: RefSeq, a predicted model, not a curated record